Messenger RNA from Heterostelium album PN500, 1914 nucleotides. RefSeq names its product Zn(II)2Cys6 transcription factor domain-containing protein. The transcript has a single exon. Gene Ontology annotation, biological process: regulation of DNA-templated transcription. The coding region runs from base 1 to 1914 and encodes 637 amino acids. The record is from RefSeq and is a predicted model, not a curated record. NCBI's taxonomy places the organism in Eukaryota, Evosea, Eumycetozoa, Acytosteliales, Acytosteliaceae. Gene Ontology annotation, molecular function: DNA-binding transcription factor activity, RNA polymerase II-specific; zinc ion binding.
AUGAUAAAAAGAGUUAGACGUGCGUGUCUCAAUUGCAGAAAUUCCAAGGUAGCAUGUGAUCAGCAGCGGCCUUGUACCAGAUGUGUCAAGCAAGAGAUUGGUCACACCUGUUAUGAUUUGCCAAGGAAGAAGCGUGAAAAGAAGAUCAAACAACCACCCAAUGGCGCCUCGGCAAUUAUCGCCAACAAUUCACCCGGUGCCUCGCCGAGCGAUUCAGCCAAUGGUGGUAGCUUCAUUUCAAUCAAAUCAUAUUCAGGAAAUACACCCAUCUCCAGUCCAAAUAUCGGUGGUAUGUCUUUGAACAGUAGUAAUAACUAUCCUAUCUAUCAUCCUCCUACACAAGCAUCAAUCUCCCCACCAAAAAUACUGAUAUCCAGUCAAGUUCCAAACAACAAUUUUAGUUCAUCGCCACACUCUGAUAUUUCUACGCCACCCAAUCAUGGAUUCAGACUGUAUAACUCAUCAAACAAACAGUACACCGAAGAAGCAACCAACAUGGUUCCUUGCUCGCAGCCAAUAGACUUUUUAAAUAGUUCAACAAACUCUACUCAACAACAAAACUACAGUAAUACCAAUAGUAACAACAUCAAUAACAACAACAACAAUAGUAAACAAUCAUAUCAUUACUCAUCUAUUUUUCCCUAUAACGAAAAUACAUCGUCACCUUCAUCCUCUUCUUCCUCUUCCAAUUGUAAUAUGUAUAUAGUUCCAUGUAUCAACAAUAGUAGUAAGACCAAUUCCAACAACAACAACAACAAUAAAUCAUCUCAGCUAUACUCCUCAUCACCUCCACUACAACAAGCUUCCAUUCCACUAAAUAUGGUUAAUCAAGAAAAUUCUCCCUCUGCUUUUCUAAAGAAAAACAAUACCAUUGGAUGUCCAAAACUGGAAGAUAAGAUUCAUUACUCAGCUAAUCAACAACAACAACAACAACAACAACAACAAUUAUAUCUCUACCAACAAGACCAACUUUCAUCACCUGCUCAUUCCAAUACCAAUAGUCCAAAACAACUAUCACCAACUCUCACUAACCCAUUGAAACGUAGCUUCUCUGGAAUUCAAAACAAUCUACUCAACAUUAAGCGAAAGAACAUGUCAAACAGUGAACCAAACAUUCACUACUCGAAGACAUCCUUCUACGGCCAAAAUAGUAUGGUAAAUGGAGGUAGUAACAGUACGCCAGGUUCUGGUAGCAGUAGUAUGUACAGUAGCUAUGAUAGCCUUGAAAAACGUGUCAAUUGUGAAGACCAUCAGCAAUCAUCGUCAACUAACCAUUCCCCAAAAGAUACAAAUCGUUUAAACUUCAACAAUAGCAAUAGCAAUAGUAAUAGCAGUAGUUCAACUGGCAGUCCCUCGAGCAACACUGGGUUCAUAAAGAAUUUCGAAGACUAUCAAGUAGUACCGGUACUAACUUCCAAUCUUGCUCCUUCAGAUCCAAACUUCCCAUUCUACUCAUCAUAUCUACAAAAGAAUGGUAGCAAUACUAAUAACAAUAAUACACAUGGAAAUAUGAGUGGUUCUACAGUUGUCGUUACUCACAAUGGUGUUCAAUAUUGCGUUGAUUCAAACUCAUAUGAACUUCAACAAUCACAACAAUUGCAACACCAACAACAACAUCAACAACAUUCACAACAACAACAAAACUAUUUUAAAUAUCAACAACAUCAACAGCAAAAUAGUUAUAUUACCAGUGGACAACCACAACAACAACAAAUUAGUUAUUCAACGCCACAGGUCGAGGAUUAUCUUCUUCAACAAUCACAACAACAUAACCUAUUUGUACCAAGCACCAUCAACAUUGUACAAUCACAAUCACUUGACCAACAACAGUCUUCAUUUACUUCACAAACAACACAACUUCCUUACUAUAUAGGCCAAUCUCUAAAUAAUUCAAACGAAUACACUUAUAUAUAA